Molecule: messenger RNA, 363 nt
Organism: Phytophthora infestans T30-4
Lineage: Eukaryota; Oomycota; Peronosporomycetes; Peronosporales; Peronosporaceae
Product: acetyl-coenzyme A synthetase
Exons: 2
Coding region: 1-363 (120 amino acids)
Biological process (GO): acetyl-CoA biosynthetic process
Molecular function (GO): acetyl-CoA synthetase activity
Source: RefSeq, a predicted model, not a curated record
AUGAAGCACGCCGGUGUGCAGAAGGGAGACACCGUCGUCAAUGUUUGUCGGUCCGGAGCUGUGUCGGUGUUCACGUCAGACGAAGGUCGACGCGGUGGACGCAUCCUACCGCUGAAAAGCACCGUCGACACGGCUAUCCAGAACCUCAACUUCGUACGCAACGUGUGCGUCUUCAAACGUACACACAAUACCGUCGUUCAGAUGAACCCGCAAGUCGACGUAGACAUGGAGGAAGAUAUGUCACAUCACCGUCUGUACGGUCCGGCAGAGUAUGUGAAUGCAGAAAAUCUCAUGUUCAUCUUGUACACCUCCAGUUCCACUGGGGCGCCCAAGGGAAUCGACCACACAUUGGCGGCUACCUGA